CCAAUUCCCACCGACAAGUCUAGAGGCCAACGAGUAGUUACCUGUAAAAUCGUUUCUCUUGUGACAGUUUCCAUCUCUCUGCUACUUCCAUAUUUUCAUCUCUCUUCUUCAAACACUAUAUAUAUAUAUACACACACACACACAUACUUAUAUUUCGAAUAGCCAAUUUCGAAAACCCUAGUUUCUCAUCCCCACAUAGAGUACAUGUUUUACAUGCGUACUUGUUUGGUUCAAUAUCAUUCGAUUCCGAGAACAAGUCCAUGAGACGAAGAGGGGUUGACUUUCGAAGGCCAGUGAGGAGGAGGUAUUCGAAGGUGCUAUGUUUGAUACUAUGUGCCAUCGUGAUUUUGCUAUUUUUAGUUCUUGUUCGCCAAGAGAGAAGAUCAACAUCAACACCAGCAAUGGUUCAGAGAUACAAGUGGCGCACCAAAUAUAUGGCAGGCCUUAACAUUACUGAAGAAAUGGUGAGCCCUCACUCAAUUACAAGACAACUCACUGAUCAAAUUUCUCUUGCCAAAGCUUUUGUUGUAAUUGCGAAAGAAAGCAACAAUCUUCAGUUUGCAUGGGAGUUAAGUGCCCAGAUCCGCAAUUCACAGGUCCUUCUAUCAAAUGCAGCAACAAUGAAAAACCCAUUGACAGUAGCAGAGUCAGAAACAGCAAUCCGCCGUAUGGCGUUGUUGCUAUAUCAAGCCCAGCAACUACAUUACGAAAUUGCAACCAUGAUUAUGAGACUGAAAGUCAAAAUCCAGUCUCUCGAAGAACAAGCCAAGUCGUUGAGUGAGAAGAGCUCAAAGUAUGGACAAAUAGCUGCUGAAGAAGUUCCAAAAGGCCUAUACUGUCUCGGUGUCAGGUUGACAGGUGAAUGGUUCAGGAAUUUAAAUUUCCAGAAGAAGCUCACAGGAGGAAAUCAGAUUGCUGAGAAACUUGAAGACAAUAAUCUCUAUCAUUUCUGCAUUUUUUCUGACAACAUCCUUGCAACUUCAGUUGUGGUUAACUCAACAGCGUCAAAUUCCAAAAAUCCAGAUCUGUUUGUUUUCCACCUUGUGACUGAUGAAAUCAACUAUGCUCCGAUGAAGGCCUGGUUUUCCAUGAACAGUUUCCACGGUGUAACAGUUGAGGUUCAGAAGUUUGAAGACUUUACUUGGUUGAAUGCUUCUUAUGUCCCUGUUCUAAAGCAGCUCCAAGAUUCGGACACUCAAAACUAUUACUUCUCUGGAAAUAAUGAUAAUGGCAAGACACCAAUCAAAUACCGUAACCCAAAAUACCUUUCUAUGCUUAACCAUCUUAGGUUUUACAUUCCUGAAGUUUUCCCUGCACUGGAGAAGAUAGUUUUUCUUGACGAUGAUGUGGUGGUACAGAAAGAUCUGUCACCUCUCUUCUCUAUUGAUUUGAAUGGAAAUGUAAUUGGAGCUGUUGAGACAUGCAUGGAGACUUUCCACAGAUACCACAAAUAUUUGAAUUACUCUCACCCGCUAAUACGUGCACAUUUUGAUCCAGAUGCAUGUGGAUGGGCAUUUGGGAUGAAUAUAUUUGAUUUGGUUGAGUGGAAAAAAAGGAAUGUGACUGGCAUCUAUCACUACUGGCAGGAGAAAAACAUCGACCGAACAUUGUGGAAGCUUGGAACAUUGCCACCAGGACUGCUGACUUUCUAUGGGAUGACUGAGCCUCUCAAUCCCAGGUGGCAUGUUUUGGGAUUGGGCUACACAAAUGUUGAGCCUCAAUUGCUAGAGAAUGGGGCUGUACUGCACUUUAAUGGAAACUCAAAGCCAUGGUUGAAGAUUGGGAUGGAGAAAUACAAACCGCUGUGGAAUAAAUAUGUUGAUUAUGCUCAUCCUAUGUUGCAACAAUGUAAUGUACAUUGAUAAUGGGACAUAAAUUUGGGUUUCUGCACAACAAAAUACCUCUUUAUUGUACUGAACUCUGCUUGGUAAUGGCUGUAAGUUUUUGUGAGUGCAUCAAGCAAGGUUGGUGAUCAAGAGACGCUGUGCUUGGUAAUGGCUAUGAGAUUUUCUGAGUCAUCAAGCAAGGUUGGUGAUUGGGGAGAUAUAUACUGAGUUUUUAUUAGAUGCCUACUGCAGUAUAGGAAAUUUUCGCUAGGUAGUAGCUGCAAUUGUAAUUUAUAUUCAUUCUCUCUCUUGUUAUCUCAUAGUUUGCUGUUUGCAACAUUGUUAUUUUUGUACUUCUUUCACCAACAUAUAGAUCCAUUUAUCUAGCA
Messenger RNA from Cornus florida, 2215 nucleotides. Its product is annotated as probable galacturonosyltransferase 10. The coding region runs from base 261 to 1862 and encodes 533 amino acids. Lineage: Eukaryota; Viridiplantae; Streptophyta; Magnoliopsida; Cornales; Cornaceae. The transcript is spliced from 2 exons. Gene Ontology annotation, molecular function: polygalacturonate 4-alpha-galacturonosyltransferase activity. The record is from RefSeq and is a predicted model, not a curated record.